CACUGCACUGACAUGGUCAACACGAGCGUUUCCUCAUUUCAGUGCUAGCGCGUCCGCAGCGAGCCAAGCUCCGGAGGAAAUACCGUCCGUCAAACAGACACGACGCGGCUUCAUGACGGAUCUAUGCCAGGUGUGGACCUAAUGCUAACUCCAGUAAGAGAACUAUACAGUAGCCCAUAGCUUGCCUUUGGACACUGACAGACAGAGGACACUGAAGAGACACAGCAGCAUGGCUGUCUUCAAGCUGGAUAAUGUUGAAGAUCUGUAUGCGAUUGGAAAUGUUUUGGGAAGUGGUCACUUCGGGCAGGUGCGUGAGGUGCGGGAACGGGCCACUGGUGUUCUGUGGGCGGGGAAGUUCCUGAAGCUGAAGAAAGGUGCAGGAAGCAGGCUGGGCCUGGAGAGGAAGAGUGUGGAGAAGGAGGUGGAGAUCCUACAGAGCCUUCAGCAUCAAAACAUCAUGGCUCUCAAAGAUGUUUUUGAGAGCAGGGCAGAGUUGGUCCUCAUCAUUGAGCUCAUAAAGGGCGGCGAGCUCUUUGAUUUCAUUGCUGAGAAAGAAAACCUCACAGAGACGGAAGCCAUUGAGUUCAUGAAGCAGAUUCUGGAAGGUGUCAGCUACAUGCACCAAAAAUACGUUGCCCAUUUUGACCUGAAGCCGGAAAAUAUCAUGUUGUCGGACAAACACGCUCCCAAUCCAGACAUCAAGAUCAUUGAUUUCGGCAUGGCCCAUCGCUUCAUUCAAGGAGAAGAGUAUAAGAGUUUAGGUGGAACCCCUCAGUAUAUUGCCCCUGAGAUUAUCAACUACGAGCCUCUCAGUACAGCAGCAGAUAUGUGGAGCAUUGGUGUCAUUACCUACAUUCUUUUGAGUGGUCUGUCACCGUUCCAAGGCGAGACGGAUGAAGAGACGCUGAGGAACAUCGUGGCAAUGAACUAUGAGUUUGAGCCUCACUACUUCAGCCAAACCAGCAACAUGGCUAAAGAUUUCAUCCAGAAACUACUAGUUAAAGACCAGAGCGAAAGAAUAACAGCAGAAGAGUGUCUCGUUCACCCCUGGAUUAAGCCUCUCAAUAGAACUCAAAUAGCCAAGAGGAACCGUUCCUCCAUCAACAUGAAGAACUUUAAGAAGUUCAACGCGAGGAGGAAAUGGAAGAUGUCCUUUAACAUGGUUUCAGCUUGUAAUCGGUUUUGUCGACUGCAGUUACUGUGUAAGGCCCGUGGUCCGGAGCAACAAGAACUGAGAGACUGUGAGAGCGAUCAGGAGGACACCGGCACAAAACCUGCCUCUCUCUUACGCAGACGUCUUAGUAGCAGUUCAUAAAUCUUAUUGGUAGAGGGAGUCACAAACCACAAGCAUCUCCCUGUAAUGAAGCAGCAGCGCUCAUUCAACCUGCAGUAUUUUGUACUGCCUACAGGGGCAGAAACAAGCCGCAAUCCACAGGAUUUCUUUCCCUAGCCAAAGGCCUUGAACCUCAGUGCAUGCAAUUGCCCAAACACCAGCUGCUUAUCCAGUUACAGUGGAUGACCACAUCUGAAAGAGGGAUGGGGCCAAGAGAUCAUAGUGGUUUUCUAUGCUAAUAUGCAAGCGUGUUCAUAGAGUUCUACCUCUGAUAGAAUGAGUGUGAUGCUUCUACCAGGAGGGUCAGGUGUCUUGAAGGGUGUUCCUACAACAUUACAUUUUCCUUAAACUAAUAGGAUUUUUUCCCCCCCAGAUUUAUUUCAGUGGGAUAUAUACAUGCUAUACAUACACAACUGUU
Sinocyclocheilus grahami is the source of this 1751-nucleotide messenger RNA. Its product is annotated as death-associated protein kinase 2-like. The transcript is spliced from 13 exons. Gene Ontology annotation, cellular component: cytoplasm; nucleus. Bases 230 to 1315 code for a protein of 361 amino acids. Gene Ontology annotation, biological process: intracellular signal transduction; positive regulation of apoptotic process; protein phosphorylation. Lineage: Eukaryota; Metazoa; Chordata; Actinopteri; Cypriniformes; Cyprinidae. The record is from RefSeq and is a predicted model, not a curated record. Gene Ontology annotation, molecular function: ATP binding; protein serine/threonine kinase activity.